AUGUAUGGUUACCGACGCCCAAGAAGCCCCAGCGAGUCCGGGACCGGAAAGGAGGCUGACCAUGCAGCAGAGAGCAGCUCGACUCCUGCACGACUGAAUCCACCCAAACGGCAGCAACUGGAGCACCGCCCCAGGACAGGUGCAGAAUCACCCGCGGUUGAAGGACCUCCUCACUUGGAUCCAUGCCAGCUCCCAGAACCAGCCCAGGAGCACUGUGAUUCGAGCACAGAGGUGCUCGUGGUGGUCCUGGAACCAGGGGCAGGGCUGCAGCUGAGCCUGGGAGAAGAAGUCAUCACCCUGGCCUCGCAGACAGCCGUGCAGGUGACCCUUGGCAAUGUGGUCCUGGUGGUGGUCCCUGAGCAUGUCCUCAGGUCACUGGAAGGUUGGCAGUUACUGGUUGGGACCCACUACAUCUUGCCCUGCCCUGCUGAUGUCACCUGGGGGUUCCACAUUCAAGAUGGAGAUGCCCUGGCCAUGGGGGCAGAGGAGAUGCUUGCCCUGCAGGUAGAAGAGGAGGCUGCUCCCCCUGACCUCCAGCCCUUUGUGAGGCCCCCUGGAAACGAGGUCGCUGGGAUCAGCCCUUCUCUCCUGAUGACCCCGUUCUAUGUUCCAUGCUUCCUGAUGUCUGGCCCCCAGCGCUUCCCGCUCCCACCCACUCCUAGUCCCGUGAGACUCCCUCGGCAAACCGAUGGCAGCUUCAACCUCCUUGGUCUGGAGCCUGUGCCCAGCUCUGCCCUCCGACCUCUGCCCCCUUCACCAAGUCCAGGGCCCCGGAUGUGCCGCAGGGUUCACUAUAGGCCGCCCAACAGAGCACGGCGAUGUCUGUUCCCAAAGUGAUGGACCCGAGAGCCACCCUGCUUUGCUGGGUCAGGGAUUGACCGAGUCCCUGUCAGUGCGCCCCCAGGAUGUGGAGG
Molecule: messenger RNA, 914 nt
Organism: Lemur catta (Ring-tailed lemur)
Lineage: Eukaryota; Metazoa; Chordata; Mammalia; Primates; Lemuridae
Product: proline-rich protein 23D1-like
Exons: 4
Coding region: 1-837 (278 amino acids)
Source: RefSeq, a predicted model, not a curated record